AAUAAAGGUUCAAACUGGGUCAAGUUCAAGGCUGAUACACUAAUCAACAUGGCGGAAAAAGUUUGACGUGCAACUAUAUUUCUUAUUUAUCUUUAUUUUACGCCAUGUAUUUCCCAGUUGGGUGGCCAAAGUAUCUUUCGAUACCACAAGAUCACCCACUGCCACCCAUUUACAUCGUAAGCAACAGGGAUCGUUCGCUUUUUGCCAUCCUUACCGGUAAUUCACUCUGCAUAUGGUUUUGCAAGCCCUGUGUUGAAAUUCUUAGUUUUAGAAGAUCUGAAAAUUCAGUAUCAGAGUUUGGAGAGAACAGAACAGCAGAAUGGAGACCAGAUUCCAGCAUGAUAGCCAUAACAACAUCCAAAGGUUAUAUUUUGUUCUACAAAGUGGAAGAAGAUGAAAAUGUUGGCAAUCACCAAAGUAUAUAUGUGCAGAAAGAUGGCAGAAGGAGCCUGCCUCCCCGCAAAGCUACUGGGGAUCUUCUUAAUGGUGAGGGUAUCCCUGCUCUCAAGGUGUCACAGCUGUCUUAUAUACAGAUACAGGGAGGGGUGACAUGUCUCCUGUGUGUUCGUGAUGACCUGUUGCUGUCCACGUACACUGGUUAUAUACAGAGGAUACGCUGGGAUGGCUGCAGCAAUGGGCAGAUGUCAGUCAAUGUCAAGACAGUUCCAUUCUCUACAGACCUACAGUUCUCAAGGGCUUCCACAGUACAGGAAGAGAAUGUGAACAUUCCCCACAUGGAAUACAGCCCUCUGCUGGGGGGAUUUGCCACUGUUCUGUCCAAUGGGAGAGCAGCAUUUCUCACUGUCACAUCUGCCAAGUUUGAACCACAUCAAAUCCAGGGUGUGUGGGCCCAGGAGGUGAAUAAUGCGUCCUGUGUAGGAGUCAAUCACAAGUACAGACUAAUGGCUUUUGGCCUCAAAAAUGGAGAAGGGAUGGUGUACAGUAUUGAUGAAAUAACUGGUGCUCUCCAGGUUUCACACAGGCUAGCAGUCUCUAGUAAAGACUAUCCAGAUGCUAGUCACGUGGUUGGCAGCAUGACACAUAUCAAGUGGACCCCUGAUGGCUGUGCACUGGCCGCUGCCUGGGAGAAUGGAGGGUUUGCAGUAUGGAGCGUGUUUGGUGCUCUACUUUUCUGUUCUCUGGGAGGAGACUAUGGUUUAUCUGAGGAUUCCUUCAAGCACCAUUCUCUACAUAUCAAGUCCAUGGAGUGGGGUGCAGAGGGAUACCACCUGUGGGUAAUGGCCUCUCGCUGUGAUACUAGUCAAGUGAACGGAGAGCUGCCAUCUGAUACCAACUGUAAUGGGGAAAUAAAGGAGGAAAAUCAAGACAUUUUACAAUUGCAGUUUGUGAAAAGUUCUUUGACUGUAAAUCCUUGCAUGAGCAAUCACCAGCACCUGUUUCUCCAGGGAGAAGACAGACUGUAUGUAAACAAUGGCCUAGAGAGAACCAUACACCAGACUAGUCCUAAGCAGCAGUUACAUCCUUCACAGCCAGGGUAUCCUAGCAAUCAGGCUCCUAGCUUUCUCAUGGGCAGCAAGCAAUGGCAGGUGAUCACUGUGCCAAGCAACUAUUUGGGAUCUAACUGGCCAAUCAGGUAUGCUGCAAUAGAUAGGGCAGGACAGUGUGUGGCAGUUGCUGGCAAGUAUGGGCUGGCUCACUAUGCACUCUUCAACAGAAAGUGGAAAUUGUUUGGAAAUGAAACACAGGAGAAGGACAUGGUGGUGUCAGGUGGGCUGACAUGGUGGAGAGACUUUGUAUGUGUGGCCUGCUAUAACAUCCUAGGACAGAGAGAUGAGAUCCGGUUGUACCCCAGGAGUAGUAAAUUAGACAAUGUGUUUGCUACCGUGACCAAAGUUCCCUCUCAGGUCCUGCUUCUCAACACAUUCAGAGAUAUACUGAUAGUUCUCUGUGCCGACAGCCACAUCAUGAUGUUCAGUAUAGAUAGGAAGAAUACUCAGCCAAAUCCUACAGUAGAAAUCAACAAGAUCCAGGAAGUGGCCAUUGGAGGCUUUAUCCCUCACCCAGCAUCUGUGACAGCAAUUACUUUGACCUCACUGCGUACAGAAACUGCAUCUGUGCGCAGUAAGCAGCCUGCAGUAGAGGCAGAGAGCAUCCUUCUCAAUGUUGCCGGCCGUCUGCUGAUGUUCCAAAGAGACAGAUCACUACACGUGGCAGUCAAAGAUGGAAGCAAACAGAGACAGCUUCCGUUCACGUCCCCUGUCAUGGUAGCUUCAGCAGUAGAGAAUGUAUGGAGCACACCGCGGCUGAACUCGGAGAAGAAACAUUUGGUAGAAGCCCUAUGGCUGGGAUGUGGGGCUCAUGGGAUGAAGGUCUGGCUGCCACUGUUUCCUCGGGAUGAUGUCAGUGCUCAUGGGUUUAUGUCAAAGAGAAUAAUGCUGCCAUUCAGAGUGGAUAUCUACCCACUUGCUGUGCUGUUUGAAGAUGCUGUGAUUCUUGGUGCUACAAAUGAUGCCACAUGUUAUGACACUGGACCGUCUGAUAAUUUGCCAUUUCUUACCCUGGAAAGGACAAGCCAAAUAUAUCUCCAUCACAUAUUAAGGCAGCUGCUACGAAGAAAUCUUGGUCACCAUGCCCUGGAGAUAGCUCAUUGUUGUACAGAGCUGCCAUAUUUCCCACAUUGUCUGGAGCUGUUGCUGCAUGAAGUUCUAGAGGAGGAAGCAACGUCCAAGGAUCCUAUACCAGAUCCUCUCCUCCCUAGAGUGGUGGCAUUCAUCCAGGAAUUCCCAGAGUUUUUGCAGACCAUAGCUCAUUGUGCCAGAAAGACAGAGAUUGCCCUCUGGCAUUACUUGUUCAACACUGUUGGGAACCCUCGGGAAAUGUUUGAGGAGUGUAUGCUGUCAGGGAAGUUAAAGACUGCAGCUUCUUAUCUAAUCAUCUUGCAGAAUUUGGAGAAGCCUAUCGUUAGCAGACAGCAUGCCACUAUGCUACUGGACACAGCAUUAGACCACAAUGAGUGGGAGCUGGCCAGAGAUCUAGUCAGGUUCCUCAAAGCCAUUGAUCCCAGUGAUGCUGACACAGCCCCAGACCUUCCUCCAUUAACACGAGCCAACAGUAUGGGUUUCCAGGGAGUAUUGCACCGUACCCCACCCAUGUCACCUGACUCAGAGAGUAACGAGUUUGUGUUUGUCACCAACCCGCUGAGAGGCCGAGGCUCGGGUAAAACUGACCAGGUAGAUGGCGGGAAGGGAAAAGAGAAGAGUAAAAGUAGAGCAGAGAGUGCAGCUCUAAGAAGAAGGUCUGCAAGUGGCAGUGGCCAUGAAGGCUCCCCUGACAGUUUCUUCAUAGAUGUCCUGCUGGCAAGACAUGCACGCAAACUGCUCACCAGCUACAGACUCAAGGAUGUUGGUUGCUUUGCUGCUAACAUGGAGGGGUAUCAGUUGGUCACGUGGCUGAAAAAGGAAAGGCUGAGAGCCGCAAAGGUGGAGGACUUUGUUACUGCAUUGAAACAGCUGCACCAAGAUUUCCAGUGGCCUUUGCCAAUACUUACAAACUCAGAGUUCUUACAACUCAGCAAAGACCUGAGUGCCAGUUCCUCCUCCCAGGGAUUGUUGGAGCUGGAAGAAGGAGCCAAAAACAUGUCUGUGAAGGACAGUGGCUACCUGAGCAGUAGCACCCCAGUAAUCUCUCCAGCUGCCACACCUGACUCUCCAAUGGCAGGCAGCUAUGUCUUACUACAACCCAAACUACACAUACAGUCAAGUAGAGAUGAUACUAGUCUUGCUGCCACUGAGAUGUCUGAUGACUUUGGAGAAAGCACAAGUAUGGAUCAAAGUUACUGUUUGGAGGCUGCAGAACUAGAGUUGCUUUGUCAUGAACUUGCCAAUAAGGGUCCGGCACAGGCAGAACUGCAGCUCAGGUACCUGUUACACAUAAUGAUUGAGGCCGGGUGCCUGGAGUGGUCACUCCUAAUCUCCAUCCUGCUGCGGGAUGUGAUGGCAGUGGUGAGGACUGUGAACACGGCCAGCUUUACUGACACACAGAUAGAAAUAGUAGGCAGGAUGAGGGAGGGACUCUCAUACCUGGAAAUGUGGGCAGACACAGAGUGCAUGGGCUAUAAGCCGUUCUUUAGUGCAAUACGUGGCCAAAUACAGACUUUGCAGAAAAUAGUUGAACAAAACCCUCCCAACUCGAGGCUGUCCACACCAAGAUCACGCAGCAGCUCAGUUGAGAAAGACACCCCAAGGCCUGGUGAUGGUUCCCAUGACAACAUGAACAAUAAAUUGGUGGAAGAAGAAGAUGAAGAGGAGGAGGAGAGGCUUGUUGAAGAGCUGGCCAAGGAACAAGAACAAAAUUCAGGAUAUGAUUGCAGGAUUUCAUAGUCUAUAUGGUCACCUAUUGCUACAUGAAGGUUUUUAUUGACUGCAUAAAAAAGGCUAAAUUUAAUUUAAUGUGUAAUAUUCUUUUAACAACAAAAGGGAAAAAUUAUCAGAGUAUCAUGCAAAUCAAGAUAUUGUUAUAUAAGUCCCGUACUGAGAUACUUAGUUAUACUUGUCCCUAGCUGCCUGCAAGUAUUUCAAUUGUCAGGAAACCAUGUUGGUCUCGGCAGCAGAACAAGACUCGAGCUUUUCUGGAGCAUGAAUGAUAAUGAAAAAACUAAAAUAAAAGUCAAUCAUUAUGGUGCAAUGUUGUAUGAAGUGCAUUAUGUUGUAGCAAAGUGUAACAAAAUAGAACAUAGAUAUGCAGCAGAUUGACACAAAUUGACUGUCAUUAUGUCACAUCUAUGCACAUUUAUGAAAGAUGAAAAAUCUGCAUUUCAUUCUGGUAAUAGUUAUAGUAUUAGACAUGAAAUGGCUAAUGGAUACCUUUGCCAUAGUUAAAUCUACAUGAAAGUAUUAAGCUCAGCAUGUAAAAAAUGUGAUUAAAUUAUUCAGCUUCUAUAUCUUUGAAAAAAUAUAAUCAAAUAACUUGGUGAAGGUAUUGAUAUUUGGGCCAAGAACAGAGUCUGAAGGUUGACACAUUUUAUGGAAGGAACAAACAGUAUUUCAACAAUUACAGACUGAUGUAUGACUGUUCAAUUUGGACAUUAAAUGUUUUUUAAAAAUUGGUGCUAUUGGUAGUUGGACGUACUUCAGGGUAUUAAUAUAAAUGAUCUUAAUGAUGUGAUAAAAAAUGCCUAACGUAACAUUAAGGUAUGCUCCGGUAUGCUCACAUCAUCUGUAUAUAGUUGGGUGUGUUGGUUUACACCAUGUAUAUAGACAGUGGACAUGGUAAAUAUAGUGGUUGAGGUAAGGGAAGGGAUUUAGCAACCAUUUUAUUUUGUUGCUAAGGUGGGGUAUGUAAUGAUUAGAAAUAUAACUGUAAUUUGGUCUUGUUUUGCUAUUUUAUGCAAAAACAAUUGGUGCUGGUCGCUCAAGUGACUGUUUCUUGUCUUUAUCCCAGGUUUUCUGGGAUGCGGGGCCUCUGUGCCAAAUGUGCUGGUACCAAGGAGUCUAGGAUAAUGUUUUAUGUCCUCUUGUGUCAAUUGAAAAAAUCUGGUGUUGCAUGGUACUUCUUGCAACACAUACAAUGGACAUCUUAUAAAUUCUUGAAUCCAUCGGUUCUUUAUAGCCAAGGGUAUCAGUAUUCUGUACCCCUCUUCAACUUUUGCCAUUCUGAAGAAAAUAUUCAUGUAUCUAUCAAGAGAGGAUUUGAACUAUUUAUAUUAAUUAGAUAUUUUAUGCUACUUAAAUUGACUUAUUAAUGAGUUUGCUGUGGAAAUUAUCAUUAACUGGUCAUGCACUUGUUAUUUUACCAUUACAGCAAUUAGAAUUUUUAUAGACAGACACUAUGUGUCUGGUUUAGGUAAGCUUUCAAUCAAGUGUUAUUUCAUAUGUAUGUUUGGGUGCAUGCUAUUUUAUUAUUCUGCCUAGAAUUUAUGUAUCAUUUCCUUUUGUUCCAGUUGUAUUUUUUGUUUCGUGUGCUAGAGUCAAUGAUGAUGGGUGAUAUUUAUGCUCUGGUGUAGAGGCACAUUGUCCAUACCAGAAGAAUAAAAAUGACCAAUAGAAUGAGAGAGUAUGUAUGUUAGGCGCAUGGUACUUUGUAAACUCUGUAAUUUGUUGUGCAAUUACUUUCUGUGAUUUUUGUCUUGCAUGCCGGUCAGCGUGAUUUAUCAGCACUUCAGUUUUAUUUUUCUUUCCAGAGUUUAAAGGUUUAAAAGGCUUUUUCUAGACUGCUUUUUUUCUGUCUCUACCUGUAUUGAAUAUCAGUUUUCAUUCUGUUGCACCGUAGUGUUAAGCAAGAUUUGUAAGCAUGGUUUGGAUGAUAUUAUUAAACAUGCUGGGACCAACUUGAUGGUAACACAGUCAUACAUUUGAAAUUUGGCAUGUUAUUUCUUAAUGGAAACACAAAUCAAUUACAUUCUCCUUAAUCUGUAAAAUUCUCGGUUUCAUUCCUUCUCUUCUCUAGCUGUAUUUUAUUUAUUGAUUAAAUUUAUUCCUCCAGGUGCCACCAUUAGACAGACAUCAUUAUUUACCCUCUGAUCACCCUUUCCCAUAUGUAAAGUACUUUGAUAGCAAACAUAUAUAAAUAUAUAUAAAGAUAGAUAGAUAAUAUAGGAGGAUGAAUACAUUGUAGGAGUGUAAAAAUGUGUAUAAUGAUCUAGGCACACAGUUAUCUUUACAGUUUUAUGCAUGUACAACAUGAUAUAAUAAAGAUCUAGUGAAGCAG
Molecule: messenger RNA, 6666 nt
Organism: Lingula anatina
Lineage: Eukaryota; Metazoa; Brachiopoda; Lingulata; Lingulida; Lingulidae
Product: guanine nucleotide exchange factor subunit RIC1
Biological process (GO): retrograde transport, endosome to Golgi; intracellular protein transport
Cellular component (GO): cytosol; Golgi membrane; Ric1-Rgp1 guanyl-nucleotide exchange factor complex
Molecular function (GO): protein binding
Source: RefSeq, a predicted model, not a curated record